Molecule: messenger RNA, 2840 nt
Organism: Maylandia zebra (zebra mbuna)
Lineage: Eukaryota; Metazoa; Chordata; Actinopteri; Cichliformes; Cichlidae
Product: B- and T-lymphocyte attenuator
Biological process (GO): immune response-regulating cell surface receptor signaling pathway
Cellular component (GO): plasma membrane
Molecular function (GO): signaling receptor activity
Source: RefSeq, a predicted model, not a curated record
UUAUUCCCCACCAAAAUGAGGACUAGUUUCCAGAUAUAGAAUUGGAAAAAAUUAAGCAAAUUUAUUUCCAGUUGGGACGCAGCAUUACAAAGUAGGCUAUUAGAAUUAUACUUUUACUUAUAAAACAGCCAGAUUAUUUUUUUUAAGUGGAUAGCUACUUUUCCACAUGCUGGUGGCCAAAGCUGAGAGAUAUGGGCAAAAGAAAAAAGCUCAGUGUACUUUUAAGUAUAGGUGAAGCUCCCAACCACAGUAUAUUUCUAUUCAAAAGAUAAAAAAGCAACCCUGACAUCUUUGGGGUGAUUUAUAUCUUCAGAAACCUCCCAGAGGACUCCAUUAAAACCCAACUGAAGGUGAUUGACUGACAGAUAAGGGGUCCACGGGUUGAUGGUCUUACCAAAACAGCAACCACACACACAUGUCAACAGAGUGGGCAUUAAAGCCUAACAGGCCACAAAGUCCCCAUCUCCUCUUCAGAGCAAUGUACACCCUCCGCUCAAACCACAGUGCUCUGCACAAGGUCGCACAAGUUUGCAGGAGAGGCAGACGGCAACUUAAAAGGAAAGGAGAGGGGAAAGGAAGUCAGCUUAAAGAAGGUAAACCACACACUCUACCCAGAAGUGAUGAUGAAGGUGCACAGGUUCACAGAGCGAAACAAGACUCUGAAAUGAAAAGUGUGCGCGAGAGAGGGCUCAUGUGGGAACCCCCUGUUUUUGAGAUAUUUCACUGAAUUUGACUUGCAAGAUUUGCAGAAGCAAGACCACCCACUGGUGUACACACCCCAGCUUCAAUCACACAGAGGGUGGGAGAGAGACAGAGAUAAGGGGAAAGGAGUGAGCAGAAAGAGGAAGGAGCAAGUUUCAUAUCAGUGUUUCUCUUUUGGGUUUAUCACAUAAUAAUGCGCUUGGAGGAACAUUACUGCCUUGGGCUGGCUGUUACUGGACAAUGACGGGAGCUUUUCUCAGCAUCAUGAGGGCUAAUCGAUGCUGGACCAUCCUCCAUGUGUCCAUCUUGGUUGGGCUGCUCCUCACCUUAAAUGCUCAGAGUGACUCUGACUGUUCUACAGAAAUUAGAGUACGUCGCAACACAGUUUAUAAUGCAUCAGCUGGACAACAACUUUGGAUUAAUUGCCCAGUAUUUUUUUGCAAUGAUUCACCAACAACAGUCACCUGGUAUAAAGUUGAGGAAGCUAUUGUCCCCGUCGAUGUCAGCGGUGACAGUCACAUUAAAACAGAUUUGAAACCUUUAAACAAAUCAGUAUGGAUCUUCUAUUUGAUCUUCCAGAACAUUCUCAGACAUGACUCUGGUCAGUAUCAGUGUCAAGGUGGAGGGAGUAUGGGUCAUGCCAUCACUGUCAAUGUCUAUGAUCAUGCUGAAAUUACCACUAUUACACAGAAUAAUCUCACAGUCAGCACGACUGCUCCUGACAAUACAGAAACCUUGUUGCCAUACGUGUACUCUGCUGCUGGGAUCGCCACAUUCGUCAUCAUAGUCAUAAUCAUAUCUGUCAUAUCAAUGCGAGGCUGUAAAGGGAAGCCAAAGAAAGACAGUCAAGCUGAAAAUCAGUACAUGCAGAUCCCCAUGGUGGAGCGACCUCUUCCUCAACCCAGCUUGGAGCCCUCACAGAGAGGAAGCCCCUAUGCUGCACCAUCUCGGAGAUCUACCAAGAGGAAAACUCCACCAAGGCAGCCCAAUGAGUUUAGAUUAUCAAGAGAUAAUGAGCAGGCUUAUGGGCCGAGUCAUGUGGGCAGAGAGAGACAGAGGAACACCGUGGAGGAGGAGAGCGGCUCUGUUGUGUAUGCUGCUCUUAACCACGAGCUGCCUCAGCGGGUUAAUCGGCCACGGAUGGAGGUGGAAGAGACCUCAGAGUACGCAGCCAUCCGUUUGGCAUAAAGACUAAGAACUGCUUGACUAAAUCACACUAGAGGACAACUGAUGAAUAUCUGAAGCUGGUGUAACUCCACCAGAGGAGACCUGAAGGACAGUUAGAAGGGAAUGCAGAGACUCGAAGUAAAGAGUGUGGAUACCAAAAACACAACUCAUCACUUCUGUAAAAACUGCUCUUUGAUCUUUGAGUUAUACCGCACAGACCAUCACACCUUGUUUACCUGAGAUCCUGAAGACUUGUUAAUAAUUUAAAUAGCAGAAUCAGCACCCUCACAUUUUGGUCAAUAUUUAAAAGCCUACAAGCUUUCAUAAGUGUUUUUACUCUCGCUGAUUAUGCCUCUGCUCAGUUUGGGAUUUAGCAGAGUUAUGCUGAGAUUCUUCACCAGAUGUCAUGUCACUUACAAUGGGUACACUAACAAGAGCUGUGUUAGAGCAUGUUUGAUAUAUAUGGGCACAAUGUCUCAGCACAGACAAUACCACCCAGUGUACCUAGCAAAUUACACCUACAACGUCAAUCAACCAUAAAAUACAACCUGUGCCAAGCAAACUGCAAAGAGUAUGGUCUGAGCACACACAUCACAUUGUGUUUAGAUUUAAAGCUGUUAGGGAUUCUAACACCAAAGCUGUUGCCUCAAAUGGUGCUUAAUAGAAGCAUUUUGUGUCAUGUGGCAUCAUAAGCAGUCAUCUCCAGGGCUGAAAAAUGACAGAGGUGCCAAAAACUGCAGUUCCUCAAAUGUCCACUUGAGGUUGACUACAAAAGUCAAUCCUUGUAGUUAAAAUGUCCAAGUUUACACCAGGAAUAACAUAGCAGCAUGUCAAAAAGUAAAGGCUUGAAAAUAAUACCAAACUAGCUGGUAAUAUCAGUCAGCAUUACUUAUUUCUGUAGGUUACUCCUGUGCAGAGAUGGGCAGUAACGCGUUACUUGUUACUUGUAACGCGUUACUGUAAUCGAUUAC